Molecule: messenger RNA, 3497 nt
Organism: Xenopus laevis (African clawed frog)
Lineage: Eukaryota; Metazoa; Chordata; Amphibia; Anura; Pipidae
Gene: rasal3.L
Product: RAS protein activator like 3 L homeolog
Exons: 18
Coding region: 278-3319 (1013 amino acids)
Source: RefSeq, a predicted model, not a curated record
AUGGGGACAGAAAGAUUAAAAAAAAGUGACAAAUAGUAGAAGAAGUCUGCGGCAGACUGGCAGGAAGACAAAGAGACAGACUCUGAAAGGCAGAGGAAAUGAGAGAGGGAGGAAGAAGAAGAGAGGGAGUGUGCAGAAGACAUAGAUUGUGAGAGAGAGAGACCCAGCAGAGGAGACAGGCUGGGGAUAGACAAAAGACAGAGGUCAAGGAGAGACAAAGCAGUCUGUAAGAACACCCUACAGAGAGUGUGUAGUUCAUAGAGAGCUUUGCCACAGUAUGGUGGAGCCUUGUGAAGAUGCUGGGGACAAUGUGGUCCAAGAUCCCACCCCUCCUGAAACUUCUGUUCUUGGUCCGUACAACUGGAAUACAAACCAUGAGCAAAAAGGUGGUGUGUGGGGGCGACUCCAGAAAUGGGGGCACGCUCAGAUGCUACAGGCCAAGGGAACCCAGGGGUCCAAAAAGAAGCACCUGUCCUUCUUCAGGAAGAAGUCUUCCAGUGAGCCGCCAUCAAGGGGAUUCACGAGAUACUUAAACUCUGUGUCCCAGCGCCUCGGAAGAAAAAAAGACAUCAGCCCAGCCGUGGAUGGGAUAGAAGGGCCUGUGCAGCUUCCAGUUCCUGUCUCCGCUCCUGAGAUUCCUGUGUGGGAUAUAACAAACUUUUCCCUGAUAGAUGGAUGUCUUCUACUCACCAAAGGAGAUGAACAGGGUGCAUGCCACAUCCGAAGCCGCACCGGUAGCUCCGUGUCCAAAUACAUGCAGGAGCAAACCAACCACACAGAUGAAGUUGUAGAUACUCCUGUCCCAGAAGGAAACGUGGAUUCUGACACCAAGAACCAAUUUAAUAAUGUUAAGGGACUGAUAAGGAAGAGGAAGAAAAAGAAGAUCAGAAAGCAGGGAAGCACAUCGUCAUUGCAGCAAGAGGAGAGGAGCCUGCACGGAUCUCAGGAGUCACUGGGCGGCGUGGAAAUUCUGAAUCUUGUUAAUGAAAAGGAUGUGACCAUCAGAGCGUUGCACAGCAGUAUCCUGGGAGAGAGAUAUUGUUUUGAGAUAAUCACUGCAGAUAACAGCCGCUGCUUCGGGUGCUCCUCCCUUCAGGAACGAGAUCGAUGGAUUGAAAAUCUGCGCAGGAUUGUUCAGCCGGACAAGGAUAAUUUUGAACGUGAGGAGUCCUCCCUCAACUUGUGGAUUCAUGAAGCUAAAGGACUCCCAGUCUCAGGACCUGGAUCCCGUUCUUGCUAUUUCUGUGAGGUCCAGUUGGAUGGUGCCUUGUAUGGGCGGACUUCAAGCAAGGCCCCUGAGGCUGGAGUGGUCUUCUGGGGAGAAAGCUUUAAUCUGCGAGACCUAGCUUCUUCUCAAGGACAUGUGGCAUUACACUUGCUUCAGGAGGGGAAAGAGCCCACUGGUGUUGGGACAGUUACUUUAGCUUUGGAAGGGAUGAAAGAAGGAGUAGAGAAGUGGGUGCCUCUAGGUGGAGAGAUGGCGUUAAGAGUACGGGGCCGAUACAGAAAACUUUCUGUCCUUCCAAUGGUGCAGUACAAAGAGUUUGCAGAGUACCUCACUUGGAGAUACAUGGAGCUGAGUAGGGCAAUGGAACCAAUUUUAAGCGCCAGAGAGAAAGAGGAACUCGGACGGUCACUGGUUUAUGUCCUACAGAGCACUGGAAAGGCAAAGGAGUUCUUGGUGGACCUCGGAGUUGCAGAGAUAUCUCGGCACGAUGGACAGGAUUCAUUAAUAUUUCGGGAGAACACUAUCGUCACAAAGGCCAUUGAAGAGUAUAUGAAGAUGGUGGGACAGACAUAUCUACAGGAAACACUUGGCCCCUUUGUCUCUCGUAUCUAUGCCUCCGAGGACAGCCAUGAAGUUGACCCCUUGCGAUGCUCCCCAGAAGACCUCAGUGAGAACAGAGGGCAGUUGUGGAAAAGCUGUGAAGAGGCUGUACAGAGCAUACUGCAGUCACAAGAAUCCUUUCCUUCUGAGCUCUUAGAAAUCUUCUCAAGCUGGCAGGUGGAAGUGGCCAUGAGGGGUAGACCAGCUCUAGGUUCUCGACUCGUCAGUGCCUCCUUAUUUUUGCGCUUUCUAUGCCCAGCCAUUCUCUCUCCGGGACUAUUUAAUCUUUCAGCCGAGCACCCUCAUCCUCUUGCAGCCCGUGCCUUGACUCUGGUUGCCAAGGUGUUACAGAACCUCGCCAACUUUACCAGGUUUGGGGAGAAGGAGGAAUACAUGGGAUUUAUGAAUGGAUUCCUAGAACAGUAUGGGGAUGGCAUGUCAGUGUUUCUGCAAACUGUGGCUGAUCCAGAAAGUGAGGUUUCCCCAACACGAUACCAGAGCAGCGCUGACUUGGCUUACGAACUUGCUGUGCUUCACUCCAUGCUGAGCGGGAUCUUCACUGGUGUCCAUCAGCAAACAAAAGACCAACUGGAACCACUACCCACAAUCCUCAAGGCCCUCACUGAAGGCCAGCCUGUUCCAGCAAGCAUCACUGCACAUACUGAUUAUGAUAACAGUCAGGAGGAAAAUGAUGAUCCCAUGUUUGUGACCCCGAGAGACCUAUCAAAGCUACGCCCAUUGGUAAAUAGGAGCCAGUCAAUGAGCAGCCUUCUGCGAGAGCGCCUGCCUCCCCCCAUGAGGAGCGAAGUGCUAGAGAAGAAGAGCAGGCGUCAUGUGAUGCGCACACACAGUGUCCCAGCUCAGGGCAGAGCUGGUCGAGAGGGCAGAGGAGCAACUGAGUCCACCACUGGGGAAGACAAAGAAGAAAAAGAAGAUAAUACCAGCUCUUUAAAGAGGCCACCACGGGUGAGACCCCCAUCCACACUUCCACGGCGAAAGUCCACGGUGCCGUGGUGCAGGAAUGAGGACAUCCCUCGUCUUGGGCAAGGGGCAGAAGAAGCCAUGAACCAGGAAAAGCACCUGGAAGAAAUGAGGGGACAAAUAUCAAAGAACCGGGAGAAGCAGAAGGACCUGGAAGGGCAAAUAGUCAUGGUUUCCAGUCAGAUACAGGAGAUACUGGGGCAGCUGGAAAAGGUUGAGGAGACCCAGAGGACCUUCCAAGGGGAGAUAGUUAGACAGUUUUCUCUAAUUAUAAACAGGAUUGAGGCAUUAGAAAGGAAUAAACUACCUGAGGAAAAUCCAGUGGCAGAGAAUCCAACAGAAGACACUGAGAACCACCUACGGGCUCAAAUAAAUGAAGAACAGAAAGGUUCUGGAAGCCCCAGUAAUAUCUGCAAUGGAGAAAUUGAUCAGGAAAUCGCAUCCGUCUCAUCCGAAAGUUCCCUCUCAACAAACACCCCUGAAGCCAUUGAAGACACAGAGACAUCUUAAAAAGUCCAGCUACAACAGGGGACAACUGCCACACAAACCAACUCACUAAUCAAUGUCUUAGGAUAACAUGGGCCAACACAUGCUACUUAAAGACUAAAUUUUGUCUAUUGUAAAAAAAAAAAAAUACACUUAAAGGGGUUGUUCACCUUUAAGUUAACUUUUAAUACGAUGUAGAGAA